GCAGAACCUGAUGAGUGCAGUGGGAAUUGACGUUGGCACGAAGAGGGCGCGAGCGCAGGGACACAACAAGGCACAGAAGGAGUAGCUUUGACUUUAUAAACAACACCAGACAUGUAUUUAGGGGAUUUGAACAUGAACACGGUUGCACCAUAGAUCGCUGUUUGGACUUUUUGCUGUGAGAGAUGGGGAAAUGGGAGCUAACCAUGGACCCAGUUCAGGAGUGGGGUGAAGAGUUUGAGGAUGGCGCCGUGUUUGGCAUCACACUACGCAGAGAGCGAGUGCAGCAGUCAGGCGAGGCGGCCGAGGCCUCUCCCUGCGCUGCGUACGUUCAGUACCGUACAUCUAAAGUCCGGAGGCUGAAAGCAGCCACGCUGAUACGUGUAGUGGAUCACCUGCUCGAUCCCUGCUGCCAAGAACCAGACUAUGGAAGGAUACUUCUUUCUACAUACCGCACCUUCAUCAGCACCAACAAACUUAUUGAGCUGCUUUUACAGAGAGACAGUCUUGACUCUGAGCUGGACAACAGCAAGUGUCAUGAGAGCGCUCUAUGGACUCUACUCCAGACCUGGUUGGAUGAGUUUGCAGAGGAUUUCAGGGAUCCUCCAAUGCACUCUUCGUUACGCUUAAUGUGCCUGCAACUUAGGCGACACAAACCUCUUUCAGCCCUGGCCAAGUGCUAUGAGGAUCUCCUCAAGAAGUUUCAAGCAGAAGAUGUUGUGACUAAAGAUCAAACUGGAGUGGAUCAGGAGUCAGAGUUGAGCCAGGAAGAGAAGGACUUGGAUGAUGGAAGCAAUCAGGAAGACUUGAUGGAUUUCUCGGUCACACAACUUGCAGAACAGCUCACCAAACAGGAUGCUGAGCUGUUUGUGAAGGUGGUUCCCUUCCAGUGUCUGGGCUGUGUGUGGUCUCAGAGAGAUAAGAAGGAAAACCUCUCGCCCACUAUUAGUGCAACCAUCUCCCAGUUCAACGCUGUUACUAACCGUGUCAUCACGUCACUGCUUUGUCCCUCCACCUCUCCUUCCUCCACUACAUCAUCCACUCCAAACCAGAGAGCAAGAAUCAUUGAGAAAUGGAUACGAGUUGCACAGGAAUGCAGGCAGCUGAAGAACUUCUCAUCCCUGAAGGCCAUUUUGUCUGCACUGCAGUCCAACCCGAUUUACAGGCUGAGGAAGACCUGGGCUGCAGUGAGCAGGGAAAAUGUGAGCAGCUUUGAGAACCUGUGUGAAACUUUCCCAGACGAGAACUGUGUGUUGACCAGCAGAGAAAUCCUUGAGGAGGACGGGAGCCAAACAGCCAUGGACAAUAUUUUACCCAAGGCAUCCAAGCAGUGUCCCUUGUUCAAACAGAUGACCACCAAUAAUGGAGUCGUGCCUUACCUAGGAACAUACCUCACUGUACUAACCAUGCUGGAUACAGCCCUACCUGACACUGUGGAGCGUGACUACAUAAAUUUCGAGAAGCGCAGGAGGGAGUAUGAGAUUCUGUGGCAAAUCCGGCAGCUCCAAGCAUCCUGUUCUCAGUACACUUUACCCCACCAUCCUCAGAUUGCAGCUUGGUUACAACAUCACACGCUGCUCACAGAUCAGGAGAGUUAUGAGUUGUCUAGACAGCUGGAGCCUCCACUUGACAGCUGUUCACCAUCCAGCAGUACAGACUCGAAUCCCCGUUCCCUCACCAAAAGGCUCACUUCCCUCCUGAAUGUGACUGAGAGCUCCAAAAAGAAUGCUGACCAGAUCAGUGUCUCAUCAUCUGGAUCCAGCAGCUCUGAAAUGGAGGAUCUCUCUACAAAUCAGUCAUCUCCUCUUGGAGCACAGUCGCUCUCAAGCUCCUGCCAGAACAUGGCUGACAGCCUUUCUUCCUCGUCUCCUACGGGCUCUUCUAGCUCCUCCGCCAGCUCCCAGGCUGACCUUAUUCUCUCUGUACCUUCCACUUUGCCAGCCCCAUCCAAGCCUGGCCAUAAGCGCUCGGUCUCAAUGACCGCACUGCCCCUGUACAACAGGCAGGUCGCUGACUCCUGCAUCAUUAGAAUCAGUAUGGAGAGCAGCAACAAUGGAAACAUGUACAAGAGCAUCCUACUGACUAGCCAGGAAAAAACAGCCCAGGUGAUUGAGAGGGCCCUGCAGAAGCACAACCUUGAGAACGCCAGCGUACAGGACUUCAGCCUCGUCCAGAUGUUGGCUCAAGGCAAAGAGCUCAUCAUUCCAGACAAAUCCAACGUCUUCUAUGCCAUGUCUACUUCAGCCAACUAUGACUUUGUUUUACGUCGCUGUCCAAAAGGCCAGCGCAAACAACUAGCACGCUCAGCAUCAAUGUCAGCAGGCCGGUCUGCCAAAUAACAGCGCUCAGGAGAACUCAUCAUGAGAAAAAAAUUAAUUUACUUAGGAAUCUGCACAAUACUGAAAUGACAAAGAAUUCGUUAGUUUCAGUUUUUAUAUAAAAAAUGUACAUAGAACAUAUGUAUAUAGUCAAACAUAUUUAUGCCUAUUUAAUGGUAGAUAUUUGCUACUUGACAGAUAUUUUUCUAAUGUUAAUAACUUAAUGUUUGUUCACCUUGAGGGGAGAGUUUAGGCUCUUUACUUUGGUUCUAAAACUGCCAGAAGUUUUUAGAAGAGGCUUUAUAUUUUUUAACUUCAAAAAGUGGCAUAUUGUAUACACGGCCUUGUAGCAGUAAAUGUCCUAAUCCCACAUUAUCUCUGUCUCUGAGACAUAAUCACAGUAGCUACAGAACUUGUCUGAAAAUGCAACUCGCACACAUUCAUCAUAUGGAUCAAGCUUCACUGUCAGUUUCUUUCAAACUGAGCAUAGCUAUCACUUCAUCGUUGGAGUCUUUGCAUACCGAAUAACCUAAUAAAAAGCUUCAUAGUAUGUUAAAAAUCAUUACCUUUACCGUUUCUGUGUAGCAUGUACUGAGUUUCUAAAGGCCAUGUUUAUACCAAUAGGUUUAAAUACAUAGCUAAUGUAUUGUUGAUAUUUUCAGUGUAUUUGUAGAUCAACCUGCAUUUCAUUUCAGCAGGUUCCCACUUCGUAGCUAAAGAAUGAAUGAUAAAAGUUGUACAGCCUGCCUUUCACACAUAUAUAGCUGACAGAGACUCUCAUUAAGAUCACAGUGUUCUCUUCCCACAGCUCAACACCAUGGUGAUAUCGAUUGGGUGUGUACUUUUGUGUGCGUGUGUAAGAUAAAGCUACUGCACUAACAGGCACUGGGGCAUUCCACUGUCACACUGUAGAGUGAUAGAGGUCUAAUCAGCACUUCUACAAUGUUUAACAACUCCACUGAAAUGUCUUACACUUUCAUCUACUUGUUCAUUACUGAGGCUUUAAAGAAAAUCUGAUACUGCCUAAACAUUUAUUCCUUAGUGCUUUAAAAAUAACACAUUGAAUUUCUGUGCAAUUAUUGGAAGAGAGAUAUAUCUUCUUGUUUAACCCCAGAUGUAUUCUUUGGCUCUGCUGUUUCAAGUAGAUUCAUUAUUUUCACAAAUGAUAAACAUUGUGUAGUAUCCGAUUAAUGUUCCUUAAGAGAAUAAGACACAGACGGAACAGAAGAAAUGAAUACACUGAUCAUUACUGUAUUAAAGUGUACUGUAUUUUGGACUUAUUCCGCUCCGCAAUCCACAGCAUUUCAUUGGCUUAUUGUGCAUACUGCUUAUACAUGUACAUGUGGCAAUCCUUUAAAGAAUAAAAAGGAUUUAAAUGUU
This is a messenger RNA of Tachysurus fulvidraco (yellow catfish), 3695 nucleotides long. RefSeq names its product ral guanine nucleotide dissociation stimulator-like 1. The record is from RefSeq and is a predicted model, not a curated record. Gene Ontology annotation, molecular function: guanyl-nucleotide exchange factor activity. The transcript is spliced from 18 exons. Gene Ontology annotation, biological process: positive regulation of GTPase activity; Ras protein signal transduction. Gene Ontology annotation, cellular component: plasma membrane. NCBI's taxonomy places the organism in Eukaryota, Metazoa, Chordata, Actinopteri, Siluriformes, Bagridae. Bases 183 to 2336 code for a protein of 717 amino acids.